AUGAGUUCUCCGAUGUCAGUAAGUAGUGCUAGCUCUUCGACGGCACCAGGUAUGGAAACGGUGGUAGCUGUUGCACUAGGUGCAUUAGCAGCAGUAUUUCUCGGUGCUUUAUUUGUUUUACUGGUUAUAUGUCGCCGUCAACGUUGUUACUAUAAACAGAAAGACGCAGAUUUGAACUCUGACUUGUUGGAGGUCGACAAUGGAUCUCCACCUUGUAUUGCUGUAUUACGGUCAUGUCAUUCACUUGCUGCGAGUCUUACAGCUAUUGCUGGUACUGUUAACAGCAAUACUGUGCCCUUAGAAAUUGUCGAUGUUGCAAGAAGAAUACCACCGCGAGUCGACGACGUUGUUCGGAGUUUGUAUCCCCCAUUAGACGCCAGACUCCUAGAAGCACGCGUCGCAGCUCUGGUACUUGCAGUAACUCAUCUUGCUCUAGUUACCAAACACGGUGUACCUAAAAACCAAGCCAGAAAAUUAGCAUUCAUUGAUCAAGCUUUACAAGAUAUGGAUACUCAUCUUCUGGUUCUGAGAAAUGCUGCACUAGCUCAAGAGAGCACUAGUUCCAUUCCAGUGUCUACACCCGUUUGA
Cotesia congregata is the source of this 588-nucleotide messenger RNA. The record is from the annotation of a GenBank genome assembly. NCBI's taxonomy places the organism in Eukaryota, Metazoa, Arthropoda, Insecta, Hymenoptera, Braconidae.